This is a messenger RNA of Miscanthus lutarioriparius, 2133 nucleotides long. The record is from the annotation of a GenBank genome assembly. NCBI's taxonomy places the organism in Eukaryota, Viridiplantae, Streptophyta, Magnoliopsida, Poales, Poaceae.
AUGGAAGCAGCAGCAGCAGCCGCCACCGCUGCCCCGUGCCUCCCCUCUCACUCUCCGAGGGUUAGGGCUGCUCCGGUCAGAGUGGUCGCGAGGAUUUGCCCCGGCGUAGACCCCGCUGGUUCCUUCCAGGUCGCCGCCCGCGUCCCCGAUCCGGCCAAUUCCUCCUCCGCUUCCGUCUCCUUCAUCCCCAUCAUCAAGGAGGCCACUCCAUCUGGAAGCACGACUCCCCACAAGCAUCGCGAGUACAAACUCGAUUGGUGCUAUCUCAACGACAAUUCGGACACAGACAUCUUCCAGAAUGAGGUUAAACACCUCGUGGAUAACAUAUUUUGCGGCGACGGACGCAACCACGCAUGUGUAAUCACUUGCGGUUCCAUUGCCAAAACCCACCUCGUUAUGGGGUCCGAGGAUCAUCCUGGCUUGCUUACCCUGGCCAUGGAACGAAUCCUUGACUGCGCCAAACCCAUCAGGGCAACCGUCAGCGUUUCCUCUUAUCAGGUGCUUCAAGACAGCCAUGUCUUUGAUAUUUUGGAGCCCAAGGACAGCGAGGUCCUUGUGCGAGAGGAUGCCGAUGGAAGGACUCACCUGAAGGGCCUCUCCAAGGCUGGAAUCAAUUCAAUUCAGGAGUUUCAGAAUUUGUGUUAUGGGAGCGACAGGCUCCAAAAUCCCACCAAAGCUUCCAACCAAGCUAGAGGGCACCGUGCUUUUAUUAUUUUCAUUUCUAGAAUUGAUCAGAAUGGCAGAGAAUGCUCUGUAGCAAAUAUGCAUUUUCUUGAGCUGGCAGGCUAUAUCAAUAACAAGCAAAACAGCCAUGGUGGAGGAUUUGCUCAACCAAAUUCUAAGAAGUCCUUAUAUGCCGUGAUGGAUGUUGUGCAAUCUCUAAACAGCCACCAGAGCUUCAUACCAUAUAGGAAGAGCAAAGUAACUCAUAUUUUGCAAGACUCUUUAUGCAAGACAAGUGGUGCUUUAUUAAUAGCAUGUUUGGAUGAAGUCUCCUGCCAAGAUGCAGUCUCUACUCUGAGCUUGGCUUCGCGCUCAAGCCAAGUGGUCAAUGAACAGUGCUACAACUUAUCCUUAAGCACAAAAGGUUGUUCAAAGUCAAAUGUAAACCUUUCAGUAAAUGCUAAGAAUUUGUCAACGUCAUUGUUGCCUUCUAUCCAGCAACGAAGUUCUAUAGUGGAGAAGUCCGACAAAACUCAAUUUAAUAACAGUGCAGUAAAAGCAGCUCGAGCUCUCAAUUCUAAUAAGAGAUCUGAAACAAGCACACAUUCAGCGAAAAAAGCUGUAAACAUAGUCUCUGCUUCAACUAAUUUGAAACACUCCGGUGCUAAGUCUAUCAUGAAAGGAAGGAAUUUGUUUUUUCGAACUACUAAUUCAUCAAAGGAAGAUAAGAAAGAUUUGGUGACAACUGCGGUAGUGAGACCUAAGGAGGUAGGGACAUCAAUUUGCAUGGAAAUCCAAGCCCUCCCGCCAAUUGAGGAGAAACGUGGCGACACAAAAAACAGUGUAAUAUCAUCUGAAAUGCAAGAAGUAGUGCCUUGCAGCAUGAAAGAACUAGUAUCAAGUGAUGUGAAAGAAGAGGACCAUUCCUCUUCAGCAGAGAACUUGUAUGCUGACUUAGGAAUGACAUGCUCAUCUAAUGCAGCUGAUAAAUCUACUGAGAAAAAUCUAGCCAACGUUAUCCAAUCCUCUCCAAAGAUAAGUGACCAACUGAGAGAGAUAUCAAACUCAUUGAAGCUUCUCAGUACUAUGCCAUCGAGCAUAGUAAAACAAAAGGCAGAUAUAGUUCAUGCCAAACCCUUUGACAUAGUUGAAGUAGAACCAAAAACUCCUGAGAUCCACUUAAAAGUUGGGCACGUUGAAGAUCCACAAGAGUCACUCAAGGCUCGCAGCACAGGGUUUAAGAAAUCCCUGGCUAAAGAGUGUUUGUCGUUUAUAAACAGCGCUAGCAAGGAGCAGUUAAAAAGUUUAAAGGGUAUUGGAGAGAAAAGGGCAAAUUUUAUUCUUGAGCUUCGAGAGGAGUCACCAGAGCCAUUGAAAGAGAUUGAUGAUCUUAGAAACAUCAUUGGGAUGAGCAAAACAGAGAUCAAUAAGAUGGUGUCAGGGAUGAUUUUGGAUUCGGAGAUGGACUAG